Messenger RNA from Micropterus salmoides (largemouth bass), 1799 nucleotides. It is a transcript of the gene dnajc1, whose product is annotated as DnaJ (Hsp40) homolog, subfamily C, member 1. The record is from RefSeq and is a predicted model, not a curated record. Gene Ontology annotation, cellular component: endomembrane system. Lineage: Eukaryota; Metazoa; Chordata; Actinopteri; Centrarchiformes; Centrarchidae.
CCUGCUGGUUUCUGCGGUCCCCCCUCUGACCGCUGGGACGCGGACCUGGAGCUGCUCGUGGUUGAGGAGAUCCCGCAGACCUUCUACCAGUUCCUGUCCCUGGACCAGGAUGCGUCCCCAGCGGAGAUCAAGAAGGCGUAUCGACGUCUGUCUCUGAUUCUGCAUCCCGACAAGAACAAAGAUGAAAACGCUGAAACUCAGUUCAGACAGCUGGUGGCCAUUUACGAAGUCCUGAAGGACGAGGAGAGACGACACAAGUAUGAUGACAUCCUGGUGAACGGCCUUCCUGAUUGGCGGCAGCCAGUUUUCUACUACAGACGAGUGAGGAAGAUGAGUAACGCUGAGCUGGCCUUCCUCCUCUUCCUUAUCCUCACUGUGGGCCACUAUGCUGUCAUCUGGUCCAUUUACCUGGAGAAACAGCUGGACGAGCUGCUGAGUAAGAAGAAGAAAGAGAAGAAGAAGAAGCUGAGCUCCAGACCUCCAGAUGACCUCAGGUGUAUCGGCCAGGACCGGACCGACAGAAUUCAGGACCGACCUCACUGGCAGGACAUCCUCCCUCUGAAGCUGAGCAUCUGGCUUUACCUGUCCAUCAAAAGCUUGCCGGAGACCAUCCAGGAGGUGAAGCAGUACUAUGAGGACUACCAGCAGAUGAAGCAGCAGCAGCAGAGAGAAGAAGCUGAAGCUGAAAAGGAAGCUGCGCCCAGAGAGAAGAGGCCGAAGGUUAAAAAGCCGAAGGUGGAGUUUCCUGUUUACGAACCGUCACUAGAGGACCUCAACUACCAGAGUUAUGACCAGACCACAUCCAUAGAGGACAUCGAAGACCAGAUGGAUGACUGGCUGCAGGACCGCAGAGCUGCAAAGAAGAAGGCUGCAGACUGGACGGAGGACGAGCUCAGCCUCCUCAGCAGGCUGAUGGUUAAAUUUCCUGGAGGAGCUCCGGGUCGCUGGGAGAAGAUCGCUCAGGAACUGGGACGAUCAGUGGCCGACGUGACCUCUAAAGUCAAACAGGUGAAGGAGCACGUGAGCCACACCUCAGGUCUGGUGAAGCUGUCGGAGCUGAAGGGACCGCUUCUUCCUGUGAGGUCAUUUCCUGUCGCUGACAGUGUGAUGACUCCGAGAGGGGGCGGCGCCUGCGACAAGGAGCAGGAAGACGAAGAGGAAGAGGCGGCGGUGAGGAGAAGGAACAGGAAGCCAGCGGCAGCAGACGGGGGGGAGGCCAAGGUCAGAGGUCGUCGGCAGAGGGAUUUCGACCCGACGGCGGUGGAGGAGGAAGGGGCGGAGCCUCAGGAGAAUAGGGAGAAGGCGGACCCCGUCGUCUGGACUCAGAGCCAACAGAAACUGCUGGAACUCGCUCUGCAACAGUUCCCCCGAGGAACUGCAGAACGCUGGGACCGCAUCGCCAAGGUGGUCCCCGGAAAGACCAAGGAGGAGUGUAUGAUCCGCUACAAGAUGCUGGCGGAGCUGGUUCAGAAGAAGAAACAGUCCAAGAGCUGAUACCAGCGGGUGACCCCCGGCCUCCUCCUGCUGUGACUUCUGACCUCCCGACAGGUGAAGACCAGGUGACCCGUCAGCAGUGUUUGGGCCCAGGUGCGCUGCCUCCUGAAUGGACUAAAUGAUCUUGUUUUUACCUUUGACGUGGCGUCUCACCUGCUCAGGUGUGUUUUUAUAACGGGUGUCAAAGGAAGCCGGUUUGAACCAGCUGACCUCUGACCUCACAGCUUCAUGUGCCUUAGCUCCGUUCAGCAUGCUGUCAAUCACCUUCUGUCCAGCUGAUCAAUAAAAAGUAUUUAUUAACGCUG